Molecule: messenger RNA, 2528 nt
Organism: Cydia amplana
Lineage: Eukaryota; Metazoa; Arthropoda; Insecta; Lepidoptera; Tortricidae
Gene: Rhp
Product: rhophilin-2-B
Exons: 15
Coding region: 81-2528 (815 amino acids)
Biological process (GO): signal transduction; negative regulation of stress fiber assembly
Molecular function (GO): protein binding
Source: RefSeq, a predicted model, not a curated record
ACUUAAAGGACGAACCGCGAGCCGACAACAAAGCGAGUGCAGUGCGUCGUGUAUGUGAUUGUGUAUGAUGAGUGGCGAGUAUGGGUGACCUGACCAUGCAUAGGACCUGCGUGAGGGUCAACUCUGCGGAUGACGAGUCCAGGGACGAGGUGGAUCAUGAUCUGCCUAAGAAGAACCCUUUUAUUCGGGGCUCGGACCCUCGCGUGGCGACGUGCCGCGGACGCCUGCAGACGCGACGCUGCCAGCUCAACCAGGAGAUCAACAAGGAGUUGAGGUUGCGAGCUGGUGCUGAAAACUUAUUCAAGGCGACAACCAACCGGAAGCUGCGUGAGACGGUGGCACUGGAGCUGAGCUUUGUGAACUCCAACCUGCAGCUGCUCAAGGAACAGCUGGCUGAGCUCAAUUCCUCGGUGGAACUCUACCAGAACGACAGCAAAGAAUGCGUAAUGCCCAUGAUCCCCCUGGGCCUGAAGGAGACGAAGGAGGUGGACUUCCGGGAGCCGUUCAAGGACUUCAUCCUGGAGCACUACAGCGAGGAUGCUGCUGCUCAUGAGGAAGCCAUCUCCGAUUUCAUGGACAUGAGACAGGCGAUCCGCACCCCAGUUCGGUCGACGGCCGGCGUAGCUCUCCUCUUCAAAUACUACAACCAGCUUUAUUUCAUAGAACGCCGGUUUUUCCCGCCCGACCGUUCUUUAGGAGUCUACUUUGAGUGGUUCGACUCUUUGACAGGAGUGCCAUCAUGUCAGCGGACGGUGGCUUUCGAAAAGGCGUGCGUAUUGUUUAACAUCGCUGGGAUUUACACACAGAUUGGCGCUAAACAGGAGCGGCACACAUCUCUAGGCCUAGAUGGCGCGGUGGACGCAUUACUAAGAGCAGCGGGCACCCUCCGCUACAUCCACGAGAACUUCACCAACGCGCCAUCUGUCGACUUAGCGGCUGAUACUCUACUGGUGCUCGCUGCUACUAUGACGGCCCAAGCCCGCGAGUGCCUGUUUGAGAAGCUUCAACUCCAAGCGCGCGAGUGCGGGCGCGGGGAGCUGCGCGACGACUUGGAUAUGUGUCUCGACUUCGCGCAAGAGGCUGCGCAGUGCGCGCACACAUACACGCAGCUAUAUCAGAAGAUGCAGACGGAAGGUGUCUUCAACUACGUGCCAUACUCGUGGGUCUCUUUGGUCCAUGUGAAGACUGAAUUUUAUAAAGCGCUGGCGCACCAGUACGCGGCGUUAGGCUUGCUGCACGCCGACAGCACGCCGCGCGCGCGGCAGCGAGUCGCCGCACUCUAUACUAGCAUCGAUCGGAGUGUUGACAACGGUUCAGUAUCCAACGCCAAGAUGGACGACGAUCUGGACUUCAUGGUGGUGGGGCGCGCGCACCUGAUUGAAGCGCAAGCGUUGUACGAAGAAGCACAGAGGUUACAACGGAUGUGUCGUGAACUGCGAGACAAGGAACCUCUAGCACGAGUAAUACGCGCUCACGCAGAGAGGGCAACCCGCGAACGAGCCACGCUACGGGACUCACCGGACCUGAGCGAGAUGGAGUUACUUGACGCACCCACUAUUUUACCUUCAUCAAAAUUCCAACUGUCCCUAACGCCGCCGGACUUCGCUCAGCACCGCGUUGACGACCUGUUCAAAUCUCUCGGCCCCAUCGCCGUGUUCUCCGCCAAGCGGCACUGGAGCGCCCCCCGCCUCAUCACCCUCCAAAAACACAGCCGAGACAACUGCAGGAGACUCAACGGCAGAAACUACGACAUAGAAAAGAGAUCCGAGAAAAGAGACCGAUCCGAAGACAACAGCGCUUACUACAACUCCGUGAUCAGAGACGAGAAUUACGAGGACUACGAAAAGCAACUCCAAAGGGUCAUGAAGCAAAAUGGAGUCUACAUAAACAGUUACAACAACAUGGAUUAUCAUCCUAAAGUUUUAGACUACGAUAAAUAUGAUUAUAGAAAUAAUGAGAGCUUUAUAAAGACGACUACGGAAAGUGUGAAUGGGAAGUUGAAGAGUGGGAGGGAGAGGAGGAAGGAGCCUCUGAGGAGGGUGGCGAGUGAAUAUAACGUGUCGAACUCGAAGGAUGAGGAUGGGUUCGGAUUCUCUGUGAGAGGGGACGCGCCGGUCAUGAUUGCGGCGGUUGAACCGAAUUCUUUGGCUGACAUCGGCGGCAUGCGAGAAGGUGACUUCAUCAUCUCGGUCGGCGACAAAGACGUGAAGUGGAGCUCUCAUGAAGAGGUGGUCCGACUUAUUCAGCAAACCGGAGACUUGUUGGCACUCCGGCUUGCCACACCCAUGGACAAAAGCUUAGUUAAGUCGUCCCCCGGCCCCGGCGCGGACACGCCGCGGCUGGCGGGCUCGGCGGCGGGCUCGGUGUCGGCCGCGUCCUCCUCGUCCGCCUCCAGCGGCUCCGGCGCCCCGGCCGCGCGCUCCGCCCGCCGCGCGCCCUCCGCCUCCUGGAACCCGUUCCGCCGCAACACAACCCGGGACACCAGCUCGCACCGAGGCUCGCACACCAGCAACGUUAUAUUCCGAUAA